This is a messenger RNA of Nicotiana attenuata, 1718 nucleotides long. Its product is annotated as dual-specificity RNA methyltransferase RlmN. The record is from RefSeq and is a predicted model, not a curated record. The coding region runs from base 56 to 1450 and encodes 464 amino acids. NCBI's taxonomy places the organism in Eukaryota, Viridiplantae, Streptophyta, Magnoliopsida, Solanales, Solanaceae. Gene Ontology annotation, biological process: tRNA methylation; rRNA base methylation. The transcript is spliced from 9 exons. Gene Ontology annotation, molecular function: RNA methyltransferase activity; iron-sulfur cluster binding.
CAUUUCACUCCCUAAGACUUUGUUUCAGUUGACAAAAUCUGUGCAGCGGCUGGGGAUGACAGGGUGUGUGAGGAUGAGGCGAAUUCGCAUCUCCGGCGGCGGCAGCUCUGCUUUGUUUGGAACAUCUUUUCCCUUCCCCAAUUACACAAAAUGUCCAUUGAAACCCAAAUCUUUCCUAAAGCUGUUUCCUUCAACAACAACACCCAUCUUCACCACUCUCCAUUAUCGUUUAAUUACGUCGGCUCAACAUUCUUCUCCCUCCUCUCAUGUUCAUCCAACACCUCAGACUGAACUUCCUAUAUCUUCUGGAGGUGAUGGCCAAAAUGGGUAUCCUAUGAACGACUCAAAAGUGGUUUUGAAAGAGAUGAGAUAUGCUGAACUUGAGAAAUGGGUUCAGUCACAUGGUUAUAGGCCUGCUCAGGCUCUGAUGUUGUGGAAACGUCUUUACGGGAAUAAUAUUAAUAUUUGGGCGCAAUGCAGUGAGGAACUAGAAGGUUUGAAUAAAGAUUUCAGGAAAAUGUUGAGUGAACAUGCUGAAUUUAAGACGUUAAACUUGAAGGAUAUUUUGACAGCGUCUGAUGGAACUAAAAAGAUGUUAUUCAAGUUGGAAGAUGGUCUGGUAAUAGAAACUGUUGUGAUACCUUGUGAGAGCGGCAGGAACACCGUCUGUAUAUCUAGUCAAGUAGGUUGUCCCAUGAAUUGUCAGUUUUGCUACACUGGCAGAAUGGGUCUGAAGAGAAACUUAUCUACAUCUGAGAUAGUUGAGCAGGCUGUUUUAGCUCGGCGGUUAUUAUCCAGUGAAGUUGGCCCAAUUAGCAAUGUCGUGUUUAUGGGAAUGGGAGAACCACUUCACAACAUUGAGAAUGUCAUAAAAGCGGCAGACAUAUUGGUAGAUGAACAAGGGCUGCAUUUUAGUCCUCGGAAGGUCACCGUUUCUACAAGUGGGCUUGUGCCCCAGCUUAAGCGCUUUCUUCGCGAGUCUAAUUGUGCUUUGGCAGUCAGUUUGAAUGCUACAACUGAUGAGGUUAGAAGCUGGAUCAUGCCAAUUAACCGCAAAUUUAACUUGAACUUGCUUCUUGGAUCAUUAAGAGAAGAGCUUCAGUCAAAACAUAAAUACAAAGUUCUGUUUGAGUAUGUAAUGCUUGCCGGAGUUAAUGAUAGUAUUGAGGAUGCAAAGAGACUAAUCGAUCUUGUCCAGGGUAUUCCAUGCAAGAUUAACCUGAUUUCUUUUAACCCUCAUUCUGGAUCCUUCUUCAAACCCACUAAAAAGGAGAAGAUAAUUGAGUUCAGAAAUAUUCUUGCUGAAGCAGGAUGUGUUGUGCUUCUGCGAUUGAGUAGAGGAGACGAUCAAAUGGCCGCCUGUGGUCAGCUAGGUAAACCAGGCGAAAUCCAAGCUCCCUUGCUCCGAGUGCCUUCUCAGUUUCAAGCAGUACUGGAAGCUGCAGCGUGAUUCUGGUCUGUCCAAUAUGUGAUGCAGUUUCAAUGUGCAUGCCCCUUCCGGAAUUCAAUCUAUUGAAUCUAGUCCUAAACAUGCUUGUGCUCAUGACAUCGGUCGCUCUUGUCCAAGUUAGAGAGUUUAUACACAUAGGCUUGUAACCUCUAUAAUUUUGUUUUUAACUCUGAUUUUUCAAUUUGCAGUCCAGCAGGUUACGACGAUUUGGGAUUACAAGUAGCUUUUUAAAUUUGAGAGUGCAAAAAUUUGAAGUGCUUCUGAUUGA